AUGUCACUCUUCAAAUUCUUCUCCUGCUGCCUUCCCUCCCGUCAAUCAAGGAGAAAUCCAGUUUUGGAUUCGCCAACUUCGAAAAUCCGGGAUGUUUUCUUAAUGGAUAUGCCGGACCUGGUAAUGAGAGAAAUUUUGAAGAAUCUUGACUUCCUGUCAAUCCAACAACUCCGAAAAACAUGCUAUUCACUCCGUGAAUUUAUUGAUUAUGUGAAAGUAGAUAGCGGAUUAAAGGAUUUCGAGAUAGAAAUAACAAGGGGCACAAUAUUAGGAUCAGCGACAGUGCUUAUGAAAGGAUAUCCAUCAUCCGAAACUAUCAAGUCGGCUUACAUAGAAAGUGAAGACUGGUGUGAAGUGAUAACUAGCAAUGGCAACAUAUUAAAAAUCAACGGAAACUUUGUCGAUGUGUAUUCUGAAGACUUUCUUACUCCGAUGCUGAAAAACCAAAAGUCGUUGUUGACAACACUAAAGUGGGGACGAGGUGAUACCCUAGUGCCCGGAUUAUUCGAGAAAGUGUUUGAUUGUUUGAUAAAAGUUCUGAAGUUAAAGGAUCACCUGUUGCAAAUUGAGGAUCUGGAAAUUUACGUACUUGGACAAGACCAACUGAUGCAAUUGCUUUAUCAUAUUGAUCUGAAGUCAUUAAAGCGUUUGGAAGUGCGUCGAUUGGUAGAAAAUGAUCCGAAGGAUAAUGAUGAAUUGUGGCUUGAUCUACGUAUACUGGAACGCGCUGAAAAUCUGAUAGAGCUCCGUGUAAUUAACUUCACCAUCUUUUCAUCCCUCCGUUGUAUUGCUCACGUGCCGAAGCUCAGAGUUGAUAUGCUUACAAUUCACUGUGACGAUGUACUGAAGUACCAUGAGACACUCCGAACAUCGAACUUUCUGCCUAAAUCGAGUGUUUAUUACCAACACUUUCCCGACAAACGUCGUUUCAAGAACACACUCGGACCAUCAGAUCGUCGAUUUUAUUAUCCGAUUUCUGGAACGAUUCUGCUGAGUCACUAUCCUUCUUCAAAGCGCAUGUUCUGGGGACCGAUUCACUGA
Caenorhabditis remanei is the source of this 1041-nucleotide messenger RNA. RefSeq lists its product as uncharacterized. Gene Ontology annotation, biological process: innate immune response. Bases 1 to 1041 code for a protein of 346 amino acids. The record is from RefSeq and is a predicted model, not a curated record. Gene Ontology annotation, molecular function: protein binding. Lineage: Eukaryota; Metazoa; Nematoda; Chromadorea; Rhabditida; Rhabditidae. The transcript is spliced from 3 exons.